Molecule: messenger RNA, 3175 nt
Organism: Trichophyton rubrum CBS 118892
Lineage: Eukaryota; Fungi; Ascomycota; Eurotiomycetes; Onygenales; Arthrodermataceae
Exons: 1
Coding region: 776-1132 (118 amino acids)
Source: RefSeq, a predicted model, not a curated record
UGGGGGGGUUAGUUAAGUUAUUUUUAUACUCCGUGCGAGCUACCCGACUCUGACUUGCUCCCACGAGAUCCGCUCAUGCGUUUGCCCUGCGAGUCUCGAUUUCCUCUCAGCCAUGGUCUAUCGUCUUGGCCGCCUCUCCCGCCUUUGCCAUCGCCGUCCUUUUCUCUUCGUCCUUUUUCCUUCUUCGUCGUCUUUCUUCGUCUUUCUUCGAGUCUUCGUUUUUUACUUCCUUUUCUUAUACGGCGGGCGCUUAGAUAAGACAGGGAUGGCUGAGAGAGACGUCCCAAAGAGGACUAGCUUGUUUCAGGUGAUGACAUAAUUGGAGCUUUGACUUUCUUGGCGUUUUGAAGCAUAAAAAAAGGAAGAAAAAAGCAGAAAAAGUGAAGAAAAAGAGAAGAAGAUAGAAAAAAAGGACGGACAAAGGAGAGCGUCAAGGGAUAUUGAUACAUAACAAGACGGCAGACACAGCCGGGCUUUUGCUUUAUCUCUUAUCCUGCCCAAUAAGCCCCACAGGAUAGUCACUUGAAAGGAUGCCACUAUUACUAGCACCUUGUGGUUGAUGUGAUUCUAGCAUGGCCCAUCUUAUAGGUAUAUAAAGCAGCUUUUGACCGCCGAAUCUCUGACAUCUGCUUUUAUCUUACGUCUUCGGCUUGGCGGCUUACACGAUGAGUUCGACAUCCUCUAUAGCCCAGAGUGGAUAUUAUUAAUUAUUACAGAUCUUCGGAAUACUAGACCACAUAUAUUUGAGACAUCCAUUUUACAUAAUUCGCAUAGGAUGGGCUGCUCCCCUCAUGGCUACUGGGAAUGUGGAGACAUAGGCCUCUGGGAGCCCGCAGGGAGACUGACGGACCUUAUACUUUACGCCUCACACACAUUUUGGCCUGCGAAAAAGUUACCACAUAAUCAUGGGACAGCCACACUCUAUAGAACAUAUGUACUCCAGCACCAGGGGCAAUACCCUCCACAUCUCUCUUUAUCCAUCAGACACCUCCAACGAACACUAGCUGUUUAUGAGAUUAUUUUAGCCAGUGCAGUACUAGGGCUUUCUGAGAGAUUUGCCGUGGUUUUCGGAACUGAUAAGGCUGUAAAGGGGUGUUGGGAAUGCCGGUCUCGACUGAACCAUAGCCGAUGACAAACGAGUUCUUCGUCCCAGACCAAUCGAUACAACUCCCAAUCGCCGGCCACCAGAUGAGCCAUGGGGUGCUUUAUGUAGGGAACCUGCGCGGCAGCUCACUCUUGUUCAUCAUGGACUUGCGUUUAUACGGAGCUGCAACUUAAUGGCGUUUACCCUGAUGUUCGACAUCCAGCUGCUUACUCCCUUGUCCCUGCUACACAACCUGCUGCCAGCUAAGCAAGACUUCAUCUGUAGGGUAGACGCAACUGACUCGCUGAAAUGGGCUGCUGUCUUUAUGAAGAAAGUAUGGCCAGAGACACAAGCACCAGGCAUUUCAACCAGGCGACCUGGCCUACUUGAAUCUCCACAAAGGCUAUAUAACAUACCAGCAACCAAAAUACUCGGACUAGCCCAGUCAACUUUGACUACAAGUAGCUUAGGAACCCUGCGGUGGGUACCUUUUAGCUCUCUCUAGACGAAUUGUAGACAUUUGGGGUAACAUGCUACCGUGAUUGUUCGAACUGGCCAAAGGGAAUGAGGAUACUCACCUACUUGAUAUUCUCACAUUUACAGGCUAGGUUAACCACUUUGUUCAGCCCUUGUCGAUCACUCUCCCGUUUACCGAGUCAUUAAUUGCUUGAGUAUUGUUCUGUCAAGAAGGGAUAAGUUACCAAUUCUGCUACCUGUGUGGGCUCGCUCUUUGGGCCCAAUGCCAUACUUACUUGAUAUCUUCUUGGCCAGGAAGUUGACCAGAUAACUACUUAGUCGGUUAUUUAGCAUUCACAUGUGUAGCCAAGCAGUCUAGAACACUCAUUCAAUCAAUCACUUCAUGAAUGUUGGGAGGCGACUCCUGAUGCACCAGGUUCCCACAUUGCCUUCCCAAUGGUGGAUAAUAAAACUAUCUAAGGUUGAACAGCGGAACCGCGGAGCCCGCAGCUACAGGUCACUCAAUCAAAUCACUCCCCAAGUCCCUGGAUAGGCAAAUCUCAGAAGAUCUUCUUCACUAUGCUAGUUAUGACUCUUGGUUAUUCACGCCGAGAAUGGCCGGGAAUCAAUUGAGUUAGCUGGCCUAACUACCAGGCUAGCUGCUCCGGAGGUACGGAGAGAUUUCUGUGCCACCUGUGGGACUCCAAGAUAUCUGAUAAAUAACUAGGUUAGUGAGUCAGUGAUGAGCCACGGAUAUCACCGAGCCCAUCAUUUGUCGUGAAGAAGAAUUUAUACAAAGACGACUACUCACUUUGCUUGGCUUUGGGAUUCGGGAUUCGGGAUCCCGGGCACUGGAUAGGACAUAGAUGGUCAAGAAAUCAUCUCGACGGGGCCCAGUCUGAUAAAACCAUACCAAAGACCAAUCUGAUAAGUGGGUGGUGCUUUGCAGCUUUUUUAACAGGGCCUUGGUUUCUCGUGAGAUGGGGAUGGCUAGUCUUGCAUGGCCACAUCCAAAGCGGCGCUUAAGUGCUGAGUUUUUCUCCUUAUUAUUUCUCCAUUUUAUAUAUCCACAUGUCCCAGGGCUUUAGGCGCAAACAAAGUGUAUUUUAGACCUGACAUUGCAUGGCAGGUGUUUAUACACGGAGUCACUUGGGAUUCUGCGCCAGACCUAACCGGGUUCCUUUGCUCGGAGACGCACCUAGGUCGUUAAAUAUAUGCGGCAUAGUAGAAGUGCGACUUAUCUUGCUACCGUUUACCGUUUGCUGCGAGUAAAAUAAGGCAACAUGCUCUUCUACUGUAGAGUGCUGCUUCAUUUUUAUACUUUUAUACCUCCAUGCGCCAUCCCUCCCUAUGCAUAAUUUCUUUGUGGUUCAGCCGAAGAAUAUGAAUCAAAUGGCUGGGGUUUACGUUUCCCUUCGAGACUCGAAGAAAUACUGCUUUCUGACUAAAGAGGUCUCGAGGAAGAGUUUCUCGCUGUUUGUACAUUUGUCGUUCGUGAAUCGUGGGAGAUGCCUCUCAGUCGGGCGUCGCUGAUACCAACCCCGAUAAUAUUUUAUGCAGUGCCCAGUUAUGCAGCUAGAGGGGAUCAACAGCCGACUAUUUAUUUGUUUGACGGGAGACCCUUGGUCAGUUACA